CACGUUUGGUAAACCAGAAAUGUGUUGACCGUCCUCUACACCGGAGCUUGUUGCGUGUGUGAGCCAAAUAUUUAGAGUAUUUUAACAGGAUGGAGCAGCGAUAACAUCUUCUAGAAGACCAGCCUGUGCUCGGCUGCUUGUUCCGCCCGCAGGGAUGUCAGUGAACCGGACGUUGCGCCUGUUUUCUCGGCUUCAUCGCCACCUCAACACCCGGACUGCUCGCGUCCCCGCCGGCUGCAGCAGGGCGGUCUCUGGUUCCAGGUUGCUGCUCCAGCUCCAGCACCCUCCGCCUGGCUCCGGGGUUUGCUGCAGAGAUGUUUCCUCUAGCAGCUCCCCUCCCAGGGCUCCGGACACCUCGCUGUUCGUCCCCGUCUCCCUGAAGACCGACGUCCCGGCCGAUGGGACCGUGGGAGCAGAGCUGACGCAACCGCUGGACAAAAAUGAGCUGCUUAAAGUCCUGAACAAGUUUUACAAAAGGAAAGAGAUGCAGAAGCUGGCAGCAGACCAGGGCCUGGAUGCUCGCCUCUUCCACCAAGCCUUCGUCAGCUUCAGGAAGUAUGUUCUGGAAAUGUCCUCCCUCCCCGCUGAUCUGCACAUCAUCCUCAGCGACAUCUGCUCCAACGCAGGUCACGUUGAUGACAUCUACCCAUACUUCAUGCGCCACGCCAAACAAAUCUUUCCCAUGCUGGACUGUAUGGACGACCUGAUAAAGAUAUCUGAUCUCAGAGUCCCAGCGAACUGGUACCCCGAGGCCAGAGCCAUCCAGAGGAAGGUGGUCUUCCAUGCCGGACCCACGAACAGCGGGAAGACCUACCAUGCCAUCCAGCGCUACCUGGCGGCUAAGUCCGGGGUCUACUGUGGCCCUCUGAAACUUCUCGCCCACGAGAUCUUUGAGAAGAGCAACACUGCUGGCGUACCAUGUGACCUGGUUACCGGGGAGGAGAGGACCUUCGUGGAACCAGAGGGCCGAGCAGCCGGCCAUGUGGCAUGCACCAUUGAGAUGUGCAGCGUCAACACACCCUAUGAGGUGGCCGUAAUCGAUGAAAUCCAAAUGAUCAGAGAUCCGUCCAGAGGCUGGGCUUGGACCAGAGCUCUGCUGGGCCUGUGUGCCGAGGAGAUCCAUGUGUGUGGAGAGGCAGCAGCUGUGGACUUCAUCAGGGAGCUGAUGUACACCACCGGAGAGGAGGUGGAGGUACACACCUACCAGCGCCUAACUCCAUUCUCAGUCCUGGAUCGUGCUGUGGAGUCUUUAGACAACCUGAGGCCAGGGGACUGCAUCGUGUGCUUUAGUAAAAACGACAUCUACUCUUUGAGCCGGCAGAUCGAGGGUAGAGGACAAGAAUGUGCCGUCAUUUAUGGCAGUUUACCUCCAGGCACUAAACUGUCGCAGGCCAAGAAGUUCAACGAUCCCGACGACUCCUGUAAGAUCCUGGUUGCUACCGACGCGAUCGGCAUGGGUCUCAACCUGAGUAUAAAACGUAUCAUCUUCAACUCUCUGGUGAAGCCCAAUGUGAAUGAGAAAGGAGAGAAGCAGAUGGAGACCAUCAGCACGUCACAGGCCCUGCAGAUUGCAGGUCGUGCAGGAAGAUUUUCCUCCGUAUUUAAAGAAGGAGAGGUCACCACCAUGCACCGAGACGACCUCCCUGUCCUUAAGGAAAUCCUCAGUCGUUCUGUAGAUCCCAUACAGACUGCAGGUCUCCAUCCAACUGCAGAGCAAAUAGAAAUGUUUUCCUAUCAUCUCCCUGACGCUUCGCUCUCCAACCUUAUAGACAUAUUUGUCAGUCUCUCCCAGGUGGACGGUCUGUAUUUCGUCUGCAACAUCGACGACUUCAAGUUUCUGGCGGACAUGAUUCAACAUAUUCCGCUCAACCUGAGGUCGCGCUACGUCUUCUGUACGGCCCCCAUUAACAAAAAGCAGCCUUUUGUCUGCACCUCCUUCCUAAAGUUUGCACGUCAGUUCAGUCGAGACGAGCCGCUGACGUUCGACUGGGUCUGCCGUCACGUCGGCUGGCCCCUGGCCGCGCCCAAAAACAUCAAAGACCUGGUUCACUUAGAAGCUGUGCACGACGUUUUGGAUCUGUACCUCUGGUUAAGCUACCGUUUCAUGGAUAUGUUUCCAGACACGGCCGGGAUCCGAGGAAUUCAGCGGGAGCUCGACGACAUCAUCCAACAGGGCGUCCGAAAUAUCACCCGUCUGAUCCGAGCCACCGACCCAAACGUCGCCGACCCGCUGCAGCAGCAGCAGCAGCAGAGCGGCGCGCCAGAGAGAACCGGCGCUGGAGCUGCCAGCAGCAGGCUCCCGAGCAGAAACAGAGGUCAGAGGAACUCGGCAGAGAUGAUGGAGAAGUCUCUGGCGAGCCGCCUGGUGAGAGAUGGACUGCUGACCCCUGACCUGCUCAGACAGCUGCAGCGGGAGUGGUCCAAGACCCAGAGGCAGGAAGGGGGCAGCCAGAGCGCCCUCGGUGCAGAGCUCCACAGCAAGAGCGUCAAAGGGAAGAGAACGAAGAAGAAAUGAAUGCUGGGAGUCAGCCAUCCUGAUCAUGAAGAACUCUUAAUGGAGAUUAAUAUAGCGCUGAAUCCAGGAGCACCGUUUCAUUCAUGGAGGGUGGGGUCAGGGUGGUGGGCAGGCUGGGGUCCUACGCAUUCUGUAAUAUGAUUUAUUUUCCUUCCUUCCUUCCUUCCACUGCAAAAACAGAACUAGAAAUAAGUAAAAUGUUCUUAAAAUU
This is a messenger RNA of Fundulus heteroclitus (mummichog), 2726 nucleotides long. It is a transcript of the gene supv3l1, whose product is annotated as SUV3-like helicase. Gene Ontology annotation, cellular component: mitochondrial degradosome. The record is from RefSeq and is a predicted model, not a curated record. NCBI's taxonomy places the organism in Eukaryota, Metazoa, Chordata, Actinopteri, Cyprinodontiformes, Fundulidae. Gene Ontology annotation, biological process: RNA catabolic process; mitochondrial RNA 3'-end processing. The coding region runs from base 155 to 2515 and encodes 786 amino acids. Gene Ontology annotation, molecular function: ATP binding; hydrolase activity, acting on acid anhydrides; RNA helicase activity. The transcript is spliced from 16 exons.